AUGGCCAUAAAGUUCAAAUAUCCGUGGAUUGGGGUUGCAAUCCCAUGUUUCCUCAUAUCAUUUAUAGGUUAUACUGCACAUUAUUUCAUAUUAUCAAACUAUCUACCCCUUUAUCAACAAGUCGUGUAUCAACUAUGUAUGUCAAUGAUUUGGAUUUCAUAUUAUUUAGCAAUAAUAGUAAAUCCUGGUUCUCCCUCAAAAAAUUUUAAACCACCAAAACAUGAAUGGAAAAAUUUUUGUAAAAAAUGUAAUAUGUACAAACCACCAAGAGCACACCAUUGUAAAACUUGUGGACAAUGUGUUUUAGUAAUGGACCACCAUUGUCCCUGGACAAUGAAUUGCAUUGGGUAUAAUAAUUUCCCCCAUUUCAUGAGAUUUUUAUUUUGGGUGGUCAUUUCCAUUGGGUAUUUAUUGACAUUAAUGGUUAAAAGAUCAAUUUAUUUAUGGAAUAUCAGACACUUACCUGGUUACUUUAUCAAGAAAAGUGAACUAUGGUUUUUGGCUAUUCUUUUUCAAAUGUCUGGGUUCGUUUUUUUGACUAUAUUAUUAUUAUUUGCGCGAUGUAUCAAGAAUCAAGUAUUUAAAGGUAUGAGCCAAAUCGAAGUUUGGGAAAUGGAUAGAAUUGAGUCUUUGUAUUAUCGUAAAAUGUUAAUGCCUAAGCUACUUAAAAAUUUACAAGUAAUAUACAAAGACACAUCAAUUAAAUAUGAAAGCGAAGAAGUUAAAUAUUUAAUAAAAAAUAGUUUAAGGAUGAAUAUGUUUGAAUACAUCAAUUUUCCCUACGACAUAAACCCUUGGUCUAAUGCAAUAGAGUUUUUGGGGCCGAUAUAUAUUUGGUUAUCACCCGUAGGCGUGCCUAAUGGUGAUGGUAUGCACUUUAAGAAAAAUGAUUUAUCUGCGUAUGAGGCUACAUCUUCUAUAUGUGAUAAACUACUUUCCUUACCGUGGCCACCUGACGGCAAUGCCACUAUCGCUGAAACGGCCGCUGUGGAUGGCUUUGAGCUCUUUGAAUCCGCUCAUAAUCAAGAGGAGGACGACGAGCCUGUGAAUAAAAGAGGAAAUAAUAAUAAUAGUAAUGCUAGAAAAAACUGGGAAAAUUCAUGGGGGGAAAAUUUGGCCGGGUUUGGUGUGGACACCGAAGAAGAAUGA
This is a messenger RNA of Saccharomycodes ludwigii, 1149 nucleotides long. It is a transcript of the gene PFA4, whose product is annotated as palmitoyltransferase PFA4. The transcript has a single exon. The record is from RefSeq and is a predicted model, not a curated record. Gene Ontology annotation, cellular component: endoplasmic reticulum; Golgi apparatus; endoplasmic reticulum membrane. Gene Ontology annotation, molecular function: protein-cysteine S-palmitoyltransferase activity. The coding region runs from base 1 to 1149 and encodes 382 amino acids. Lineage: Eukaryota; Fungi; Ascomycota; Saccharomycetes; Saccharomycodales; Saccharomycodaceae. Gene Ontology annotation, biological process: protein targeting to membrane; peptidyl-L-cysteine S-palmitoylation.